AUGCGAAAACUAUUAAAAACAGUUGAGAACUACGUGCUAAUGUCGACUCUUUCUAGCCGCAAUGUUGUCGGCCCGAUGACACCAAAGCCUAGCGUUGGCGGCUCUCUCGGUCCCGGACAGAUUGCGAAAGCAAGUCCACAAUCUACGGUCAAUCGCUUCUGUAUUGGGCUUAAUUGGUGGGCCGUCUGUGUAUGCAUGCACUUGUGUGCUCACGUGUGA
Messenger RNA from Protopolystoma xenopodis, 219 nucleotides. NCBI's taxonomy places the organism in Eukaryota, Metazoa, Platyhelminthes, Monogenea, Polystomatidea, Polystomatidae. The record is from the annotation of a GenBank genome assembly.